Molecule: messenger RNA, 1043 nt
Organism: Ipomoea nil (Japanese morning glory)
Lineage: Eukaryota; Viridiplantae; Streptophyta; Magnoliopsida; Solanales; Convolvulaceae
Product: myb-related protein MYBAS2-like
Exons: 3
Coding region: 52-858 (268 amino acids)
Biological process (GO): regulation of DNA-templated transcription
Cellular component (GO): nucleus
Molecular function (GO): DNA-binding transcription factor activity; sequence-specific DNA binding
Source: RefSeq, a predicted model, not a curated record
GCAGUACCAUAAAAGUAAAGUAAGAGAGAGAGAGUAAGUGAAAGAGAGAGAAUGAGAAUUGUGGGUGAAGAAGUGAGAAAAGGGCCAUGGACUGAACAAGAAGAUGUUCAGCUGGCAUUUUAUGUGAACUUGUUUGGCGAUCGCCGGUGGGAUUUUCUGUCCAAAAUCUCAGGUUUGAAAAGAAGUGGAAAAAGCUGCAGGUUGCGGUGGGUUAACUACCUCCACCCUGGGCUCAAACGCGGCAAGAUGACUCCUAAUGAAGAACGCCUCAUUCUUGAACUCCACUCCAAAUUGGGCAACAGAUGGUCAAAAAUUGCUCGGAAAUUGCCGGGGCGAACGGACAAUGAGAUCAAGAAUUACUGGAGGACUCAGAUGAGGAAAGAGGCUCACGACAAGAAGAAGAAGAAGCAGCAGCAGAAGGGCGGUGGCGGCGGCGCUUCUUCAUCUCCGUCGUCGCUGUCGAAUUCUUCCUCCUCUUCUUCCGGCAGCCCCGGGGAGGAGUCUACGCCGGCGGUAGUGGGGGCUAACGAGAGGGCCUUCUACGAUACCGGAGGGUUCGUGGAGGCGCCACCCCCGCCGCCGCGCGCCGAUAACGGAGAAAAGAUGGGCGGCGGUGUGAAGGUUUACUCCAUGGAUGAGAUAUGGAAAGCUAUUGAGUCGCCGGAAAUUCAAGAAAGUCACGGCGGCGGUGAACGUAGCAUGAUUGGAUCUGCAAUAUGGGAUGAUUAUUCAGUAUGGACGAUGGAUUAUGAUUACCAAGAAGAUGAAAGAAAUUUGGUGGCGCCUGUUAGCGACCAGUUUUACAGCUGGUUUGACAACCAGCUAGAUUUUGCACAUAAUACAUUCUUAACUGGCUAGCUAAUUAUAUUAUAUAUUAUUUCAUACUUUGUCGUCACGCCGUCUCCGGUCCCGCUACACCGCCGAUGUGGUCUGUCCUCACCACCUUAAAUGUCGAUCUUGUACUAUAUGUAUGUAAUCAUGUUGUGAUGAUCAAACUCUAGCCUCUCUUCUUUUUAGUUUCUAGCUCUCACACUGUGUUUUCU